Molecule: messenger RNA, 2292 nt
Organism: Microplitis demolitor
Lineage: Eukaryota; Metazoa; Arthropoda; Insecta; Hymenoptera; Braconidae
Exons: 7
Coding region: 268-2274 (668 amino acids)
Source: RefSeq, a predicted model, not a curated record
AUUCAAAAUAAAAAUACUAUCAUUUAAUUUAAUUUAAGUUAAUAUGAAGUAAAAAUUAUUAUUUUACUAAUUCGUUAAUUAAAUUUAUUGAAAUUUAUUUUUUAAUUUGAAACUUAAAAAAACAUAAUUAUUGAUUAUGUUGUAAAUAAGAAUGUAUUUUUAGAAUUAAAAAUUUAAAAGUAACCUAAAGAAAGUUCAUAAAUAACGGGAAAAUUUUAUUGGAUUAGAUAAAUAAAUAAAUAUAUUUUGAAAUAAUUAUUGCUAAUUAUGAAUGAAGAAUUUGAUGAUGAAGUUGUAAUAGAGGGCAGUGAUUUGCACAAAGCGUUAACAGAUGUAGGAUUUACUGAUUUUGAAUGUACUUAUGUAGAUAGAAAAGAUUUUUAUGAAACUGAAGAAUUAAUAGAUACUAUGAAAUCAUCGGAAAUAAAGAACUCAUGGUUUAAAAAUUUUUUCACGCGCCUGAAACCAAAUAUAUGGAACAGACAGCCACUAAAAAAUAGCCAUGGAGUAGAAGAGCUUGAAAUUAUUUUACAAUUACUGCCAUUAUUAGAUGAUCAUUCAUUAAAUAUACAAAAUAUUUUAAAAGAACGAUCUCCAUGUAGUAAAAAAUACUCAUUGUCGUCAUCAAUUAUUUUUUCCUCUGCAAUUGCAACAAGUACUCUAGUCUACAAACAAUUGAGAUUUCCUGUUAUCGUAACUUGUUCUGCAAUUUCCGGUGCUUUGUUAUACUAUCAGUAUUGUAAUAAAUCGAGAAUUAAUGAUCUGAAAAACUUGGUGUCAAUACAAAAUAAUAUUUAUUGGCACAACAAAAAAAUAUUUAGAAUAUUGAAAAAUGAUUUCAACAUUAAAUCGUCUCCAAAUAAAUCAAAAAAGAUAAAUGACCUUGAGGUGCCGAGAUUGAAAUAUCUCCAGCCAAUGUGUGAAAUUUUUAUAAAAUCAAUUAAAACAAUAGCCUACUCAUACUAUAAAAUAUCACUACUUAUUAUAGAAUUACUUUCAGAAUCAUUAGAUACCAGUAAUUUAUUAACUAAUUUUAAUAAUGAUGCUUUUAAAAUUAAUGGAGAAAUAACUUAUGAAUCUCUGAAGCAAUUUUAUUAUAUAUAUAUUUUAAUACAAUCAGAUAUGAUGCAUCUCAUAUCUUUACUUUACAAAAAUAAUUUAAAUAAUCAUAAAUAUUUAUCAAAUAAAAUAAUUAAAUUUCUAUUACAAUUACUAAAACCGUAUGAUGUAAAAUUAAACAAAAUUAUUGAAGAAUAUAAAGGCUGUGGUAACAAAAAAGUUCAUUAUAAAUUAAAAAAAAGGACUGGAACUAAAUGGCAAGAUUUGUACAUAAAUAUAGACUUAUUAUCCCGGAAAAUUCAGUCAGCCUACAGUAAUGUGUCAUCAAUAAUCGAUGACAUUGAUGAUUGCCCAGAUUUCGAGGAGAGCGAUGAAUUUUUAAAACAUUUAAUGGAAAAAAUGAAUGACGUUUAUAAAGAAAUAGAUACUGCGCGUAACUUUGCCGAGUUUAAUAGACUACUGAUAGGCAAAUUUUUAAAUUCCCAAGCUGCCAAACCACCUGAAGAUGAAGAGGCUCAGUAUCUAGUGCCAAGAAACAAAGAGCUGCCGGUUGUCUUUGAUGAAGAUCCGCAGAUUAUUGAUGAAGUUUUUGAAGAGUAUAUCAAAGAAGAAUAUUUGAAGCCUUUGUAUCAAGAUAAUGAUGUAGAUUCUCUUGAGCGAGCUAAGUUGGAUAAACUUCUUGCUAAAAAUUUUAUGAGUGAAUUGAAAGAAGUGUUGAUUGAUAGAUAUCAAAGUAUGUCUAAACGUGAAGCUCGAGCUCUUAUGAAGUAUAGGAAAAAUUUGAAAGAUAUUACAGAUGAUGCUGUAGCAGAUGAAGACGAAGAAGAAGAAAAAGAGAAAGAAGAAAAUUCUUUAGGUGGAAAUAAAGUUCAGCAGACAUUUAAUUAUUCAUCACCUCCACCAGCACCUCCAUUACCAGUUAUCAAUAAUAAUUUAGAAAUAAAAAGAUUGAAUCGCCCUCCAGUACCAUUACCACGAUCAAUAAAAUCAACUUCGGUAGAUAAUAAUGAAAAUAAUGACCAAAAAAUAUUAAAUAGUAAUUUAGAGUCAAUAGUUAAUGUAGCGAGUGAAAGAAUAUCAAUUAAUAUGAAUCGUGGGUUUAAAUUUCCUGAUUUUAUUUCUGCUGAAGAAACUUUCGUAGGUAGUGGGGAAAAUUCUGAUGAAGAAUUAGUUGAUGAUAAUGAUGAUGAAAAUGAUAAUCAAGUACUUAAUUAAUUAUUUAAAUGUAAAUUU